AUGGAAUUGGAAUAUAAACGCGUGUGGGGAGGCGAUAAAUCAAAGGCUUGGUCAGUGGGCAAGCAUCCAUCUGUGGAUGCAUUCGUUUCACCUGCCAAGGUAUCCAUCUAUCUACCGCUCUCAUAUGACAAUAGAGCAACUGAACUGAUUAGCGUUGAUCGCGGUGUCAACUUGCAUAAAUUCAUUUAUCUCCACUACGCUGCUCAUUGCGAUUGGAAUUAUGCAGGUGGUUUGAAUUAUGUCUCUGAACCAGUAGGCAAAGCGCGUAAAGAUCAGUAUCUAGGCCCAGAUGCACAUAUACUGGCGUACUAUCAAAUAGCACGCAACGUGUACACGGUGGAUAUAUACGAUAAAGCGCUGGAUGAAGUUUGGAAGGGAGAUCUACCACUUGAAGAUAUUAUAAAAAUGCGUUCUUGA
This is a messenger RNA of Wallemia ichthyophaga EXF-994, 417 nucleotides long. RefSeq lists its product as uncharacterized. Bases 1 to 417 code for a protein of 138 amino acids. Lineage: Eukaryota; Fungi; Basidiomycota; Wallemiomycetes; Wallemiales; Wallemiaceae. The transcript is spliced from 3 exons. The record is from RefSeq and is a predicted model, not a curated record.